AUGAGUCCUGACGUCACGGAAGAAACUCGUGUUUUGAAGGGCCAUCCCCGCCAAGCACCUCAGGAGGAGGCUUCUCUCAGCAAUAGGCUCAAGACGUAUGCCACCUUUCCAGAAGCACCUCAGGAGGAGGCUUCUCUCAGCAAUAGGCUCAAGACGUAUGCCACCUUUCCAGAAACACCUCAGGAGGAGGCUUCUCUCAGCAAUAGGCUCAAGACGUAUGCCACCUUUCCAGAAGCACCUCAGGAGGAGGCUUCUCUCAGCAAUAGGCUCAAGACGUAUGCCACCUUUCCAGAAACACCUCAGGAGGAGGCUUCUCUCAGCAAUAGGCUCAAGACGUAUGCCACCUUUCCAGAAGCACCUCAGGAGGAGGCUUCUCUCAGCAAUAGGCUCAAGACGUAUGCCACCUUUCCAGAAGCACCUCAGGAGGAGGCUUCUCUCAGCAAUAGGCUCAAGACGUAUGCCAACUUUCCAGAAGCACCUCAGGAGGAGGCUUCUCUCAGCAAUAGGCUCAAGACGUAUGCCACCUUUCCAGAAGCACCUCAGGAGGAGGCUUCUCUCAGCAAUAGGCUCAAGACGAAUGCCAACUUUCCAGAAGCACCUCAGGAGGAGGCUUCUCUCAGCAAUAGGCUCAAGACGUAUGCCACCUUUCCAGAAGCACCUCAGGAGGAGGCUUCUCUCAGCAAUAGGCUCAAGACGUAUGCCACCUUUCCAGAAGCACCUCAGGAGGAGGCUUCUCUCAGCAAUAGGCUCAAGACGUAUGCCACCUUUCCAGAAACACCUCAGGAGGAGGCUUCUCUCAGCAAUAGGCUCAAGACGUAUGCCAACUUUCCAGAAGCACCUCAGGAGGAGGCUUCUCUCAGCAAUAGGCUCAAGACGUAUGCCACCUUUCCAGAAGCACUUCAGGAGGACGCUUCUCUCAGCAAUAGGCUCAAGACGUAUGCCACCUUUCCAGAAGCACCUCAGGAGGAGGCUUCUCUCAGCAAUAGGCUCAAGACGUAUGCCACCUUUCCAGAAGCACCUCAGGAGGAGGCUUCUCUCAGCAAUAGGCUCAAGACGUAUGCCACCUUUCCAGAAGCACCUCAGGAGGAGGCUUCUCUCAGCAAUAGGCUCAAGACGUAUGCCACCUUUCCAGAAACACCUCAGGAGGAGGCCUCUCUCAGCAAUAGGCUCAAGACGUAUGCCAACUUUCCAGAAGCACCUCAGGAGGAGGCUUCUCUCAGCAAUAGGCUCAAGACGUAUGCCACCUUUCCAGAAGCACCUCAGGAGGAGGCUUCUCUCAGCAAUAGGCUCAAGACGAAUGCCAACUUUCCAGAAGCACCUCAGGAGGAGGCUUCUCUCAGCAAUAGGCUCAAGACGUAUGCCACCUUUCCAGAAGCACCUCAGGAGGAGGCUUCUCUCAGCAAUAGGCUCAAGACGUAUGCCACCUUUCCAGAAGCACCUCAGGAGGAGGCUUCUCUCAGCAAUAGGCUCAAGACGUAUGCCACCUUUCCAGAAACACCUCAGGAGGAGGCUUCUCUCAGCAAUAGGCUCAAGACGUAUGCCAACUUUCCAGAAGCACCUCAGGAGGAGGCUUCUCUCAGCAAUAGGCUCAAGACGUAUGCCACCUUUCCAGAAGCACCUCAGGAGGACGCUUCUCUCAGCAAUAGGCUCAAGACGUAUGCCACCUUUCCAGAAGCACCUCAGGAGGAGGCUUCUCUCAGCAAUAGGCUCAAGACGUAUGCCACCUUUCCAGAAACACCUCAGGAGGAGGCUUCUCUCAGCAAUAGGCUCAAGACGUAUGCCAACUUUCCAGAAGCACCUCAGGAGGAGGCUUCUCUCAGCAAUAGGCUCAAGACGUAUGCCACCUUUCCAGAAGCACUUCAGGAGGACGCUUCUCUCAGCAAUAGGCUCAAGACGUAUGCCACCUUUCCAGAAGCACCUCAGGAGGAGGCUUCUCUCAGCAAUAGGCUCAAGACGUAUGCCACCUUUCCAGAAGCACCUCAGGAGGAGGCUUCUCUCAGCAAUAGGCUCAAGACGUAUGCCACCUUUCCAGAAGCACCUCAGGAGGAGGCUUCUCUCAGCAAUAGGCUCAAGACGUAUGCCACCUUUCCAGAAACACCUCAGGAGGAGGCCUCUCUCAGCAAUAGGCUCAAGACGUAUGCCAACUUUCCAGAAGCACCUCAGGAGGAGGCUUCUCUCAGCAAUAGGCUCAAGACGUAUGCCACCUUUCCAGAAGCACCUCAGGAGGAGGCUUCUCUCAGCAAUAGGCUCAAGACGAAUGCCAACUUUCCAGAAGCACCUCAGGAGGAGGCUUCUCUCAGCAAUAGGCUCAAGACGUAUGCCACCUUUCCAGAAGCACCUCAGGAGGAGGCUUCUCUCAGCAAUAGGCUCAAGACGUAUGCCACCUUUCCAGAAGCACCUCAGGAGGAGGCUUCUCUCAGCAAUAGGCUCAAGACGUAUGCCACCUUUCCAGAAACACCUCAGGAGGAGGCUUCUCUCAGCAAUAGGCUCAAGACGUAUGCCAACUUUCCAGAAGCACCUCAGGAGGAGGCUUCUCUCAGCAAUAGGCUCAAGACGUAUGCCACCUUUCCAGAAGCACCUCAGGAGGACGCUUCUCUCAGCAAUAGGCUCAAGACGUAUGCCACCUUUCCAGAAGCACCUCAGGAGGAGGCUUCUCUCAGCAAUAGGCUCAAGACGUAUGCCAACUUUCCAGAAGCACCUCAGGAGGAGGCUUCUCUCAGCAAUAGGCUCAAGACGUAUGCCACCUUUCCAGAAGCACCUCAGGAGGAGGCUUCUCUCAGCAAUAGGCUCAAGACGUAUGCCACCUUUCCAGAAGCACCUCAGGAGGAGGCUUCUCUCAGCAAUAGGCUCAAGACGUAUGCCACCUUUCCAGAAGCUCCUCAGGAGGAGGCUUCUCUCAGCAAUAGGCUCAAGACGUAUGCCACCUUUCCAGAAGCACCUCAGGAGGAGGCUUCUCUCAGCAAUAGGCUCAAGACGUAUGCCACCUUUCCAGAAACACCUCAGGAGGAGGCUUCUCUCAGUAAUAGGCUCAAGACGUAUGCCACCUUUCCAGAAGCACCUCAGGAGGAGGCUUCUCUCAGCAAUAGGCUCAAGACGUAUGCCACCUUUCCAGAAGCACCUCAGAAGGAGGCUUCUCUCAGCAAUAGGCUCAAGACGUAUGCCACCUUUCCAGAAGCACCUCAGGAGGAGGCUUCUCUCAGCAAUAGGCUCAAGACGUAUGCCACCUUUCCAGAAGCACCUCAGGAGGAGGUUUCUCUCAGCAAUAGGCUCAAGACGUAUGCCACCUUUCCAGAAACACCUCAGGAGGAGGCUUCUCUCAGCAAUAGGCUCAAGACGUAUGCCAACUUUCCAGAAGCACCUCAGGAGGAGGCUUCUCUCAGCAAUAGGCUCAAGACGUAUGCCACCUUUCCAGAAGCACCUCAGGAGGAGGCUUCUCUCAGCAAUAGGCUCAAGACGUAUGCCACCUUUCCAGAAACACCUCAGGAGGAGGCUUCUCUCAGUAAUAGGCUCAAGACGUAUGCCACCUUUCCAGAAGCACCUCAGGAGGAGGCUUCUCUCAGCAAUAGGCUCAAGACGUAUGCCACCUUUCCAGAAGCACCUCAGGAGGAGGCUUCUCUCAGCAAUAGGCUCAAGACGUAUGCCACCUUUCCAGAAACACCUCAGGAGGAGGCUUCUCUCAGCAAUAGGCUCAAGACGUAUGCCAACUUUCCAGAAGCACCUCAGGAGGAGGCUUCUCUCAGCAAUAGGCUCAAGACGUAUGCCACCUUUCCAGAAGCACCUCAGGAGGAGGCUUCUCUCAGCAAUAGGCUCAAGACGUAUGCCACCUUUCCAGAAGCACCUCAGGAGGAGGCUUCUCUCAGCAAUAGGCUCAAGACGUAUGCCAACUUUCCAGAAACACCUCAGGAGGAGGCUUCUCUCAGUAAUAGGCUCAAGACGUAUGCCACCUUUCCAAAAGCACCUCAGGAGGAGGCUUCUCUCAGCAAUAGGCUCAAGACGUAUGCCACCUUUCCAGAAGCACCUCAGGAGGAGGCUUCUCUCAGCAAUAGGCUCAAGACGUAUGCCAACUUUCCAGAAACACCUCAGGAGGAGGCUUCUCUCAGUAAUAGGCUCAAGACGUAUGCCACCUUUCCAAAAGCACCUCAGGAGGAGGCUUCUCUCAGCAAUAGGCUCAAGACGUAUGCCACCUUUCCAGAAGCACCUCAGGAGGAGGCUUCUCUCAGCAAUAGGCUCAAGACGUAUGCCACCUUUCCAGAAGCACCUCAGGAGGAGGCUUCUCUCAGCAAUAGGCUCAAGACGUAUGCCACCUUUCCAGAAGCACCUCAGGAGGAGGCUUCUCUCAGCAAUAGGCUCAAGACGUAUGCCACCUUUCCAGAAGCUCCUCAGGAGGAGGCUUCUCUCAGCAAUAGGCUCAAGACGUAUGCCACCUUUCCAGAAGCACCUCAGGAGGAGGCUUCUCUCAGCAAUAGGCUCAAGACGUAUGCCACCUUUCCAGAAGCACCUCAGGAGGAGGCUUCUCUCAGCAAUAGGCUCAAGACGUAUGCCACCUUUCCAGAAGCACCUCAGGAGGAGGCUUCUCUCAGCAAUAGGCUCAAGACGUAUGCCACCUUUCCAGAAGCACCUCAGGAGGAGGCUUCUCUCAGCAAUAGGCUCAAGACGUAUGCCACCUUUCCAGAAGCUCCUCAGGAGGAGGCUUCUCUCAGCAAUAGGCUCAAGACGUAUGCCACCUUUCCAGAAGCACCUCAGGAGGAGGCUUCUCUCAGCAAUAGGCUCAAGACGUAUGCCACCUUUCCAGAAGCACCUCAGGAGGAGGCUUCUCUCAGCAAGAGGCUCAAGACGUAUGCCACCUUUCCAGAAGCACCUCAGGAGGAGGCUUCUCUCAGCAAUAGGCUCAAGACGUAUGCCACCUUUCCAGAAGCACCUCAGGAGGAGGCUUCUCUCAGCAAUAGGCUCAAGACGUAUGCCACCUUUCCAGAAGCACCUCAGAAGGAGGCUUCUCUCAGCAAUAGGCUCAAGACGUAUGCCACCUUUCCAGAAGCACCUCAGGAGGAGGCUUCUCUCAGCAAUAGGCUCAAGACGUAUGCCACCUUUCCAGAAACACCUCAGGAGGAGGCUUCUCUCAGCAAUAGGCUCAAGACGUAUGCCAACUUUCCAGAAGCACCUCAGGAGGAGGCUUCUCUCAGCAAUAGGCUCAAGACGUAUGCCACCUUUCCAGAAGCACCUCAGGAGGAGGCUUCUCUCAGCAAUAGGCUCAAGACGUAUGCCACCUUUCCAGAAGCACCUCAGGAGGAGGCUUCUCUCAGCAAUAGGCUCAAGACGUAUGCCAACUUUCCAGAAACACCUCAGGAGGAGGCUUCUCUCAGUAAUAGGCUCAAGACGUAUGCCACCUUUCCAGAAGCACCUCAGGAGGAGGCUUCUCUCAGCAAUAGGCUCAAGACGUAUGCCACCUUUCCAGAAGCACCUCAGGAGGAGGCUUCUCUCAGCAAUAGGCUCAAGACGUAUGCCACCUUUCCAGAAGCACCUCAGGAGGAGGCUUCUCUCAGCAAUAGGCUCAAGACGUAUGCCACCUUUCCAGAAGCACCUCAGGAGGAGGCUUCUCUCAGCAAUAGGCUCAAGACGUAUGCCACCUUUCCAGAAGCACCUCAGGAGGAGGCUUCUCUCAGCAAUAGGCUCAAGACGUAUGCCACCUUUCCAGAAGCACCUCAGAAGGAGGCUUCUCUCAGCAAUAGGCUCAAGACGUAUGCCACCUUUCCAGAAGCACCUCAGGAGGAGGCUUCUCUCAGCAAUAGGCUCAAGACGUAUGCCACCUUUCCAGAAGCACCUCAGGAGGAGGCUUCUCUCAGCAAUAGGCUCAAGACGUAUGCCACCUUUCCAGAAGCACCUCAGGAGGAGGCUUCUCUCAGCAAUAGGCUCAAGACGUAUGCCACCUUUCCAGAAGCACCUCAGGAGGAGGCUUCUCUCAGCAAUAGGCUCAAGACGUAUGCCACCUUUCCAGAAGCACCUCAGGAGGAGGCUUCUCUCAGCAAUAGGCUCAAGACGUAUGCCACCUUUCCAGAAGCACCUCAGGAGGAGGCUUCUCUCAGCAAUAGGCUCAAGACGUAUGCCACCUUUCCAGAAGCACCUCAGGAGGAGGCUUCUCUCAGCAAUAGGCUCAAGACGUAUGCCACCUUUCCAGAAGCACCUCAGAAGGAGGCUUCUCUCAGCAAUAGGCUCAAGACGUAUGCCACCUUUCCAGAAGCACCUCAGGAGGAGGCUUCUCUCAGCAAUAGGCUCAAGACGUAUGCCACCUUUCCAGAAGCACCUCAGGAGGAGGCUUCUCUCAGCAAUAGGCUCAAGACGUAUGCCACCUUUCCAGAAGCACCUCAGGAGGAGGCUUCUCUCAGCAAUAGGCUCAAGACGUAUGCCACCUUUCCAGAAGCACCUCAGGAGGAGGCUUCUCUCAGCAAUAGGCUCAAGACGUAUGCCACCUUUCCAGAAGCACCUCAGGAGGAGGCUUCUCUCAGCAAUAGGCUCAAGACGUAUGCCACCUUUCCAGAAGCACCUCAGAAGGAGGCUUCUCUCAGCAAUAGGCUCAAGACGUAUGCCACCUUUCCAGAAGCACCUCAGGAGGAGGCUUCUCUCAGCAAUAGGCUCAAGACGUAUGCCACCUUUCCAGAAGCACCUCAGGAGGAGGCUUCUCUCAGCAAUAGGCUCAAGACGUAUGCCACCUUUCCAGAAGCACCUCAGGAGGAGGCUUCUCUCAGCAAUAGGCUCAAGACGUAUGCCACCUUUCCAGAAGCACCUCAGGAGGAGGCUUCUCUCAGCAAUAGGCUCAAGACGUAUGCCACCUUUCCAGAAGCACCUCAGGAGGAGGCUUCUCUCAGCAAUAGGCUCAAGACGUAUGCCACCUUUCCAGAAGCACCUCAGGAGGAGGCUUCUCUCAGCAAUAGGCUCAAGACGUAUGCCACCUUUCCAGAAGCACCUCAGGAGGAGGCUUCUCUCAGCAAUAGGCUCAAGACGUAUGCCACCUUUCCAGAAGCACCUCAGAAGGAGGCUUCUCUCAGCAAUAGGCUCAAGACGUAUGCCACCUUUCCAGAAGCACCUCAGGAGGAGGCUUCUCUCAGCAAUAGGCUCAAGACGUAUGCCACCUUUCCAGAAGCACCUCAGGAGGAGGCUUCUCUCAGCAAUAGGCUCAAGACGUAUGCCACCUUUCCAGAAGCACCUCAGGAGGAGGCUUCUCUCAGCAAUAGGCUCAAGACGUAUGCCACCUUUCCAGAAGCACCUCAGGAGGAGGCUUCUCUCAGCAAUAGGCUCAAGACGUAUGCCACCUUUCCAGAAGCACCUCAGGAGGAGGCUUCUCUCAGCAAUAGGCUCAAGACGUAUGCCACCUUUCCAGAAGCACCUCAGGAGGAGGCUUCUCUCAGCAAUAGGCUCAAGACGUAUGCCACCUUUCCAGAAGCACCUCAGAAGGAGGCUUCUCUCAGCAAUAGGCUCAAGACGUAUGCCACCUUUCCAGAAGCACCUCAGGAGGAGGCUUCUCUCAGCAAUAGGCUCAAGACGUAUGCCACCUUUCCAGAAGCACCUCAGGAGGAGGCUUCUCUCAGCAAUAGGCUCAAGACGUAUGCCAACUUUCCAGAAGCACCUCAGGAGGAGGCUUCUCUCAGCAAUAGGCUCAAGACGUAUGCCACCUUUCCAGAAGCACCUCAGGAGCAGGCUUCUCUCAGCAAUAGGCUCAAGACGUAUGCCACCUUUCCAGAAGCACCUCAGGAGGAGGCUUCUCUCAGCAAUAGGCUCAAGACGUAUGCCACCUUUCCAGAAGCACCUCAGGAGGAGGCUUCUCUCAGCAAUAGGCUCAAGACGUAUGCCACCUUUCCAGAAGCACCUCAGGAGGAGGCUUCUCUCAGCAAUAGGCUCAAGACGUAUGCCACCUUUCCAGAAACACCUCAGGAGGAGGCUUCUCUCAGCAAUAGGCUCAAGACGUAUGCCAACUUUCCAGAAGCACCUCAGGAGGAGGCUUCUCUCAGCAAUAGGCUCAAGACGUAUGCCACCUUUCCAGAAGCACCUCAGGAGGAGGCUUCUCUCAGCAAUAGGCUCAAGACGAAUGCCAACUUUCCAGAAGCACCUCAGGAGGAGGCUUCUCUCAGCAAUAGGCUCAAGACGUAUGCCACCUUUCCAGAAGCACCUCAGGAGGAGGCUUCUCUCAGCAAUAGGCUCAAGACGAAUGCCAACUUUCCAGAAGCACCUCAGGAGGAGGCUUCUCUCAGCAAUAGGCUCAAGACGUAUGCCACCUUUCCAGAAACACCUCAGGAGGAGGCUUCUCUCAGCAAUAGGCUCAAGACGUAUGCCAACUUUCCAGAAGCACCUCAGGAGGAGGCUUCUCUCAGCAAUAGGCUCAAGACGUAUGCCACCUUUCCAGAAGCACCUCAGGAGCAGGCUUCUCUCAGCAAUAGGCUCAAGACGUAUGCCACCUUUCCAGAAGCACCUCAGGAGGAGGCUUCUCUCAGCAAUAGGCUCAAGACGUAUGCCACCUUUCCAGAAGCACCUCAGGAGGAGGCUUCUCUCAGCAAUAGGCUCAAGACGUAUGCCACCUUUCCAGAAGCACCUCAGGAGGAGGCUUCUCUCAGCAAUAGGCUCAAGACGUAUGCCACCUUUCCAGAAACACCUCAGGAGGAGGCUUCUCUCAGCAAUAGGCUCAAGACGUAUGCCAACUUUCCAGAAGCACCUCAGGAGGAGGCUUCUCUCAGCAAUAGGCUCAAGACGUAUGCCAACUUUCCAGAAGCACCUCAGGAGGAGGCUUCUCUCAGCAAUAGGCUCAAGACGUAUGCCACCUUUCCAGAAGCACCUCAGGAGGAGGCUUCUCUCAGCAAUAGGCUCAAGACGUAUGCCACCUUUCCAGAAGCACCUCAGGAGGAGGCUUCUCUCAGCAAUAGGCUCAAGACGUAUGCCACCUUUCCAGAAGCACCUCAGAAGGAGGCUUCUCUCAGCAAUAGGCUCAAGACGUAUGCCACCUUUCCAGAAGCACCUCAGGAGGAGGCUUCUCUCAGCAAUAGGCUCAAGACGUAUGCCACCUUUCCAGAAACACCUCAGGAGGAGGCUUCUCUCAGCAAUAGGCUCAAGACGUAUGCCAACUUUCCAGAAGCACCUCAGGAGGAGGCUUCUCUCAGCAAUAGGCUCAAGACGUAUGCCAACUUUCCAGAAACACCUCAGGAGGAGGCUUCUCUCAGUAAUAGGCUCAAGACGUAUGCCACCUUUCCAGAAGCACCUCAGGAGGAGGCUUCUCUCAGCAAUAGGCUCAAGACGUAUGCCACCUUUCCAGAAGCACCUCAGGAGGAGGCUUCUCUCAGCAAUAGGCUCAAGACGUAUGCCACCUUUCCAGAAGCUCCUCAGGAGGAGGCUUCUCUCAGCAAUAGGCUCAAGACGUAUGCCACCUUUCCAGAAGCACCUCAGGAGGAGGCUUCUCUCAGCAAUAGGCUCAAGACGUAUGCCACCUUUCCAGAAGCACCUCAGGAGGAGGCUUCUCUCAGCAAUAGGCUCAAGACGUAUGCCACCUUUCCAGAAGCACCUCAGGAGGAGGCUUCUCUCAACAAUAGGCUCAAGACGUAUGCCACCUUUCCAGAAGCACCUCAGGAGGAGGCUUCUCUCAGCAAUAGGCUCAAGACGUAUGCCACCUUUCCAGAAGCACCUCAGGAGGAGGCUUCUCUCAGCAAUAGGCUCAAGACGUAUGCCACCUUUCCAGAAACACCUCAGGAGGAGGCUUCUCUCAGCAAUAGGCUCAAGACGUAUGCCACCUUUCCAGAAGCACCUCAGGAGGAGGCUUCUCUCAGCAAUAGGCUCAAGACGUAUGCCACCUUUCCAGAAGCACCUCAGGAGGAGGCUUCUCUCAGCAAUAGGCUCAAGACGUAUGCCACCUUUCCAGAAGCACCUCAGGAGGAGGCUUCUCUCAGCAAUAGGCUCAAGACGUAUGCCACCUUUCCAGAAGCACCUCAGGAGGAGGCUUCUCUCAGCAAUAGGCUCAAGACGUAUGCCACCUUUCCAGAAACAGCUCAGGAGGAGGCUUCUCUCAGCAAUAGGCUCAAGACGUAUGCCACCUUUCCAGAAACAACUCAGGAGGAGGCUUCUCUCAGCAAUAGGCUCAAGACGUAUGCCACCUUUCCAGAAGCACCUCAGGAGGAGGCUUCUCUCAGCAAUAGGCUCAAGACGUAUGCCACCUUUCCAGAAACACCUCAGGAGGAGGCUUCUCUCAGCAAUAGGCUCAAGACGUAUGCCAACUUUCCAGAAGCACCUCAGGAGGAGGCUUCUCUCAGCAAUAGGCUCAAGACGUAUGCCACCUUUCCAGAAACAACUCAGGAGGAGGCUUCUCUCAGCAAUAGGCUCAAGACGUAUGCCACCUUUCCAGAAGCACCUCAGGAGGAGGCUUCUCUCAGCAAUAGGCUCAAGACGUAUGCCACCUUUCCAGAAACACCUCAGGAGGAGGCUUCUCUCAGCAAUAGGCUCAAGACGUAUGCCAACUUUCCAGAAGCACCUCAGGAGGAGGCUUCUCUCAGCAAUAGGCUCAAGACGUAUGCCAACUUUCCAGAAGCACCUCAGGAGGAGGCUUCUCUCAGCAAUAGGCUCAAGACGUAUGCCACCUUUCCAGAAGCACCUCAGGAGGAGGCUUCUCUCAGCAAUAGGCUCAAGACGUAUGCCAACUUUCCAGAAGCACCUCAGGAGGAGGCUUCUCUCAGCAAUAGGCUCAAGACGUAUGCCACCUUUCCAGAAGCACCUCAGGAGGAGGCUUCUCUCAGCAAUAGGCUCAAGACGUAUGCCACCUUUCCAGAAGCACCUCAGGAGGAGGCUUCUCUCAGCAAUAGGCUCAAGACGUAUGCCACCUUUCCAGAAACACCUCAGGAGGAGGCUUCUCUCAGCAAUAGGCUCAAGACGUAUGCCACCUUUCCAGAAGCACCUCAGGAGGAGGCUUCUCUCAGCAAUAGGCUCAAGACGUAUGCCAACUUUCCAGAAGCACCUCAGGAGGAGGCUUCUCUCAGCAAUAGGCUCAAGACGUAUGCCACCUUUCCAGAAGCACCUCAGGAGGAGGCUUCUCUCAGCAAUAGGCUCAAGACGUAUGCCACCUUUCCAGAAGCACCUCAGGAGGAGGCUUCUCUCAGCAAUAGGCUCAAGACGUAUGCCACCUUUCCAGAAGCACCUCAGGAGGAGGCUUCUCUCAGCAAUAGGCUCAAGACGUAUGCCACCUUUCCAGAAGCACCUCAGGAGGAGGCUUCUCUCAGCAAUAGGCUCAAGACGUAUGCCACCUUUCCAGAAGCACCUCAGGAGGAGGCUUCUCUCAGCAAUAGGCUCAAGACGUAUGCCACCUUUCCAGAAGCACCUCAGGAGGAGGCUUCUCUCAGCAAUAGGCUCAAGACGUAUGCCACCUUUCCAGAAGCACCUCAGGAGGAGGCUUCUCUCAGCAAUAGGCAACACCAGAGAUGCCCCGAGAACACUGUCCCAAGUCUAGAGGACCACCAACUUCAGCACAGCAACUCGAGGAAUGCUCUGUGUACCCCAAAUCGUCUCGAGAUGAGAGCUGAUUCCCUGCUUAGGCUCAAGACGUAUGCCACCUUUCCAGAAGCACCUCAGGAGGAGGCUUCUCUCAGCAAUAGGCUCAAGACGUAUGCCAACUUUCCAGAAGCACCUCAGCAGGAGGCUUCUCUCAGCAAUAGGCUCAAGACGUAUGCCAACUUUCCAGAAGCACCUCAGGAGGAGGCUUCUCUCAGCAAUAGGCUCAAGACGUAUGCCACCUUUCCAGAAGCACCUCAGGAGGAGGCUUCUCUCAGCAAUAGGCUCAAGACGUAUGCCACCUUUCCAGAAGCACCUCAGGAGGAGGCUUCUCUCAGCAAUAGGCUCAAGACGUAUGCCACCUUUCCAGAAGCACCUCAGGAGGAGGCUUCUCUCAGCAAUAGGCUCAAGACGUAUGCCACCUUUCCAGAAGCACCUCAGGAGGAGGCUUCUCUCAGCAAUAGGCAACACCAGAGAUGCCCCGAGAACACUGUCCCAAGUCUAGAGGACCACCAACUUCAGCACAGCAACUCGAGGAAUGCUCUGUGUACCCCAAAUCGUCUCGAGAUGAGAGCUGAUUCCCUGCUUAGGCUCAAGACGUAUGCCACCUUUCCAGAAGCACCUCAGGAGGAGGCUUCUCUCAGCAAUAGGCUCAAGACGUAUGCCAACUUUCCAGAAGCACCUCAGCAGGAGGCUUCUCUCAGCAAUAGGCUCAAGACGUAUGCCAACUUUCCAGAAGCACCUCAGGAGGAGGCUUCUCUCAGCAAUAGGCUCAAGACGUAUGCCACCUUUCCAGAAGCACCUCAGGAGGAGGCUUCUCUCAGCAAUAGGCUCAAGACGUAUGCCAACUUUCCAGAAGCACCUCAGGAGGAGGCUUCUCUCAGCAAUAGGCAACACCAGAGAUGCCCCGAGAACACUGUCCCAAGUCUAGAGGACCACCAACUUCAGCACAGCAACUCGAGGAAUGCUCUGUGUACCCCAAAUCGUCUCGAGAUGAGAGCUGAUUCCCUGCUUAGGCUCAAGACGUAUGCCACCUUUCCAGAAGCACCUCAGGAGGAGGCUUUUCUCAGCAAUAGGCUCAAGACGUAUGCCAACUUUCCAGAAGCACCUCAGGAGGAGGCUUCUCUCAGCAAUAGGCUCAAGACGUAUGCCAACUUUCCAGAAGCACCUCAGGAGGAGGCUUCUCUCAGCAAUAGGCUCAAGGCGUAUGCCAACUUUCCAGAAGCACCUCAGGAGGAGGCUUCUCUCAGCAAUAGGCUCAAGACGUAUGCCACCUUUCCAGAAGCACCUCAGGAGGAGGCUUCUCUCAGCAAUAGGCUCAAGAAGUAUGCCACCUUUCCAGAAGCACCUCAGGAGGAGGCUUCUCUCAGCAAUAGGCUCAAGACGUAUGCCACCUUUCCAGAAGCACUUCAGGAGGAGGCUUCUCUCAGCAAUAGGCUCAAGACGUAUGCCACCUUUCCAGAAGCACCUCAGGAGGAGGCUUCUCUCACCAAUAGGCUCAAGACGUAUGCCACCUUUCCAGAAGCACCUCAGGAGGAGGCUUCUCUCAGCAAUAGGCUCAAGACGUAUGCCACCUUUCCAGAAGCACUUCAGGAGGAGGCUUCUCUCAGCAAUAGGCUCAAGACGUAUGCCACCUUUCCAGAAGCACUUCAGGAGGAGGCUUCUCUCAGCAAUAGGCUCAAGACGUAUGCCACCUUUCCAGAAGCACCUCAGGAGGAGGCUUCUCUCAGCAAUAGGCUCAAGACGUAUGCCACCUUUCCAGAAGCACCUCAGGUGGAGGCUUCUGUCAGCAAUAGGCUCAAGACGUAUGCCACCUUUCCAGAAGCACCUCAGGAGGAGGCUUCUCUCAGCAAUAGGCUCAAGACGUAUGCCACCUUUCCAGAAGCACCUCAGGAGGAGGCUUCUCUCAGCAAUAGGCUCAAGACGUAUGCCAACUUUCCAGAAGCACCUCAGGAGGAGGCUUCUCUCAGCAAUAGGCUCAAGACGUAUGCCACCUUUCCAGAAGCACCUCAGGAGGAGGCUUCUGUCAGCAAUAGGCUCAAGACGUAUGCCACCUUUCCAGAAGCACCUCAGGAGGAGGCUUCUCUCAGCAAUAGGCUCAAGACGUAUGCCAACUUUCCAGAAGCACCUCAGGAGGAGGCUUCUCUCAGCAAUAGGCUCAAGACGUAUGCCAACUUUCCAGAAGCACCUCAGGAGGAGGCUUCUCUCAGCAAUAGGCUCAAGACGUAUGCCACCUUUCCAGAAGCACCUCAGGAGGAGGCUUCUGUCAGCAAUAGGCUCAAGACGUAUGCCACCUUUCCAGAAGCACCUCAGGAGGAGGCUUCUCUCAGCAAUAGGCUCAAGACGUAUGCCACCUUUCCAGAAGCACCUCAGGAGGAGGCUUCUCUCAGCAAUAGGCUCAAGACGUAUGCCACCUUUCCAGAAGCACUUCAGGAGGAGGCUUCUCUCAGCAAUAGGCUCAAGACGUAUGCCACCUUUCCAGAAGAACCUCAGGAGGAGGCUUCUCUCAGCAAUAGGCUCAAGACGUAUGCCAACUUUCCAGAAGCACCUCAGGAGGAGGCUUCUCUCAGCAAUAGGCUCAAGACGUAUGCCACCUUUCCAGAAGCACCUCAGGUGGAGGCUUCUGUCAGCAAUAGGCUCAAGACGUAUGCCACCUUUCCAGAAGCACCUCAGGUGGAGGCUUCUGUCAGCAAUAGGCUCAAGACGUAUGCCACCUUUCCAGAAGCACCUCAGGAGGAGGCUUCUCUCAGCAAUAGGCUCAAGACGUAUGCCACCUUUCCAGAAGCACCUCAGGAGGAGGCUUCUCUCAGCAAUAGGCUCAAGACGUAUGCCACCUUUCCAGAAGCACCUCAGGAGGAGGCUUCUCUCAGCAAUAGGCUCAAGACGUAUGCCAAAUUUCCAGAAGCACCUCAGGAGGAGGCUUCUCUCAGCAAUAGGCUCAAGACGUAUGCCAAAUUUCCAGAAGCACCUCAGGAGGAGGCUUCUCUCAGCAAUAGGCUCAAGACGUAUGCCACCUUUCCAGAAGCACCUCAGGAGGAGGCUUCUCUCAGCAAUAGGCUCAAGACGUAUGCCAACUUUCCAGAAGCACCUCAGGAGGAGACUUCUCUCAGCAAUAGGCUCAAGACGUAUGCCACCUUUCCAGAAGCACCUCAGGAGGAGGCUUCUCUCAGCAAUAGGCUCAAGACGUAUGCCAAAUUUCCAGAAGCACCUCAGGAGGAGGCUUCUCUCAGCAAUAGGCUCAAGACGUAUGCCACCUUUCCAGAAGCACCUCAGGAGGAGGCUUCUCUCAGCAAUAGGCUCAAGACGUAUGCCAACUUUCCAGAAGCACCUCAGGAGGAGACUUCUCUCAGCAAUAGGCUCAAGACGUAUGCCACCUUUCCAGAAGCACCUCAGGAGGAGGCUUCUCUCAGCAAUAGGCUCAAGACGUAUGCCAAAUUUCCAGAAGCACCUCAGGAGGAGGCUUCUCUCAGCAAUAGGCUCAAGACGUAUGCCACCUUUCCAGAAGCACCUCAGGAGGAGGCUUCUCUCAGCAAUAGGCUCAAGACGUAUGCCAACUUUCCAGAAGCACCUCAGGAGGAGGCUUCUCUCAGCAAUAGGCUCAAGACGUAUGCCAACUUUCCAGAAGCACCUCAGGAGGAGGUUUCUCUCAGCAAUAGGCUCAAGACGUAUGCCAACUUUCCAGAAGCACCUCAGGAGGAGACUUCUCUCAGCAAUAGGCUCAAGACGUAUGCCACCUUUCCAGAAGCACCUCAGGAGGAGGCUUCUCUCAGCAAUAGGCUCAAGACGUAUGCCAAAUUUCCAGAAGCACCUCAGGAGGAGGCUUCUCUCAGCAAUAGGCUCAAGACGUAUGCCAAAUUUCCAGAAGCACCUCAGGAGGAGGCUUCUCUCAGCAAUAGGCUCAAGACGUAUGCCACCUUUCCAGAAGCACCUCAGGAGGAGGCUUCUCUCAGCAAUAGGCUCAAGACGUAUGCCAAAUUUCCAGAAGCACCUCAGGAGGAGGCUUCUCUCAGCAAUAGGCUCAAGACGUAUGCCACCUUUCCAGAAGCACCUCAGGAGGAGGCUUCUCUCAGCAAUAGGCUCAAGACGUAUGCCAACUUUCCAGAAGCACCUCAGGAGGAGGCUUCUCUCAGCAAUAGGCUCAAGACGUAUGCCAACUUUCCAGAAGCACCUCAGGAGGAGGUUUCUCUCAGCAAUAGGCUCAAGACGUAUGCCAACUUUCCAGAAGCACCUCAGGAGGAGGCGUCUCUCAGCAAUAGGCUCAAGACGUAUGCCAACUUUCCAGAAGCACCUCAGGAGGAGGCUUCUCUCAGCAAUAGGCUCAAGACGUAUGCCAACUUUCCAGAAGCACCUCAGGAGGAGGCUUCUCUCAGCAAUAGGCUCAAGACGUAUGCCAACUUUCCAGAAGCACCUCAGGAGGAGGCGUCUCUCAGCAAUAGGCUCAAGACGUAUGCCAACUUUCCAGAAGCACCUCACGAGGAGGCUUCUCUCAGCAAUAGGCUCAAGACGUAUGCCAACUUUCCAGAAGCACCUCAGGAGGAGGCUUCUCUCAGCAAUAGGCUCAAGACGUAUGCCAACUUUCCAGAAGCACCUCAGGAGGAGGCUUCUCUCAGCAAUAGGCUCAAGACGUAUGCCAACUUUCCAGAAGCACCUCAGGAGGAGGCUUCUCUCAGCAAUAGGCUCAAGACGUAUGCCAACUUUCCAGAAGCACCUCAGGAGGAGGCUUCUCUCAGCAAUAGGCUCAAGACGUAUGCCAACUUCCCAGAAGCACCUCAGGAGGAGGCUUCUCUCAGCAAUAGGCUCAAGACGUAUGCCAACUUUCCAGAAGCACCUCAGGAGGAGGCUUCUCUCAGCAAUAGGCUCAAGACGUAUGCCAACUUUCCAGAAGCACCUCAGGAGGAGGCUUCUCUCAGCAAUAGGCUCAAGACGUAUGCCAACUUUCCAGAAGCACCUCAGGAGGAGGCUUCUCUCAGCAAUAGGCUCAAGACGUAUGCCAACUUUCCAGAAGCACCUCAGGAGGAGGCUUCUCUCAGCAAUAGGCUCAAGACGUAUGCCAACUUUCCAGAAGUACCUCAGGAGGAGGCUUCUCUCAGCAAUAGGCUCAAGACGUAUGCCAACUUUCCAGAAGCACCUCAGGAGGAGGCUUCUCUCAGCAAUAGGCUCAAGACGUAUGCCAACUUUCCAGAAGCACCUCAGGAGGAGGCUUCUCUCAGCAAUAGGCUCAAGACGUAUGCCAACUUUCCAGAAGCACCUCAGGAGGAGGCUUCUCUCAGCAAUAGGCUCAAGACGUAUGCCAACUUUCCAGAAGCACCUCAGGAGGAGGCUUCUCUCAGCAAUAGGCUCAAGACGUAUGCCAACUUUCCAGAAGCACCUCAGGAGGAGGCUUCUCUCAGCAAUAGGCUCAAGACGUAUGCCAACUUUCCAGAAGCACCUCAGGAGGAGGCUUCUCUCAGCAAUAGGCUCAAGACGUAUGCCAACUUUCCAGAAGCACCUCAGGAGGAGGCUUCUCUCAGCAAUAGGCUCAAGACGUAUGCCAACUUUCCAGAAGCACCUCAGGAGGAGGCUUCUCUCAGCAAUAGGCUCAAGACGUAUGCCAACUUUCCAGAAGCACCUCAGGAGGAGGCUUCUCUCAGCAAUAGGCUCAAGACGUAUGCCAACUUUCCAGAAGCACCUCAGGAGGAGGUUUCUCUCAGCAAUAGGCUCAAGACGUAUGCCAACUUUCCAGAAGCACCUCAGGAGGAGGCGUCUCUCAGCAAUAGGCUCAAGACGUAUGCCAACUUUCCAGAAGCACCUCAGGAGGAGGCUUCUCUCAGCAAUAGGCUCAAGACGUAUGCCAACUUUCCAGAAGCACCUCAGGAGGAGGUUUCUCUCAGCAAUAGGCUCAAGACGUAUGCCAACUUUCCAGAAGCACCUCAGGAGGAGGCGUCUCUCAGCAAUAGGCUCAAGACGUAUGCCAACUUUCCAGAAGCACCUCAGGAGGAGGCUUCUCUCAGCAAUAGGCUCAAGACGUAUGCCAACUUUCCAGAAGCACCUCAGGAGGAGGUUUCUCUCAGCAAUAGGCUCAAGACGUAUGCCAACUUUCCAGAAGCACCUCAGGAGGAGGCGUCUCUCAGCAAUAGGCUCAAGACGUAUGCCAACUUUCCAGAAGCACCUCAGGAGGAGGCUUCUCUCAGCAAUAGGCUCAAGACGUAUGCCAACUUUCCAGAAGCACCUCAGGAGGAGGUUUCUCUCAGCAAUAGGCUCAAGACGUAUGCCAACUUUCCAGAAGCACCUCAGGAGGAGGCGUCUCUCAGCAAUAGGCUCAAGACGUAUGCCAACUUUCCAGAAGCACCUCAGGAGGAGGCUUCUCUCAGCAAUAGGCUCAAGACGUAUGCCAACUUUCCAGAAGCACCUCAGGAGGAGGCUUCUCUCAGCAAUAGGCUCAAGACGUAUGCCAACUUUCCAGAAGCACCUCAGGAGGAGGCGUCUCUCAGCAAUAGGCUCAAGACGUAUGCCAACUUUCCAGAAGCACCUCACGAGGAGGCUUCUCUCAGCAAUAGGCUCAAGACGUAUGCCAACUUUCCAGAAGCACCUCAGGAGGAGGCUUCUCUCAGCAAUAGGCUCAAGACGUAUGCCAACUUUCCAGAAGCACCUCAGGAGGAGGCUUCUCUCAGCAAUAGGCUCAAGACGUAUGCCAACUUUCCAGAAGCACCUCAGGAGGAGGCUUCUCUCAGCAAUAGGCUCAAGACGUAUGCCAACUUUCCAGAAGCACCUCAGGAGGAGGCUUCUCUCAGCAAUAGGCUCAAGACGUAUGCCAACUUCCCAGAAGCACCUCAGGAGGAGGCUUCUCUCAGCAAUAGGCUCAAGACGUAUGCCAACUUUCCAGAAGCACCUCAGGAGGAGGCUUCUCUCAGCAAUAGGCUCAAGACGUAUGCCAACUUUCCAGAAGCACCUCAGGAGGAGGCUUCUCUCAGCAAUAGGCUCAAGACGUAUGCCACCUUUCCAGAAGCACCUCAGGAGGAGGCUUCUCUCAGCAAUAGGCUCAAGACGUAUGCCACCUUUCCAGAAGCACCUCAGGAGGAGGCUUCUCUCAGCAAUAGGCUCAAGACGUAUGCCACCUUUCCAGAAGCACCUCAGGAGGAGGCUUCUCUCAGCAAUAGGCUCAAGACGUAUGCCACCUUUCCAGAAACACCUCAGGAGGAGGCUUCUCUCAGCAAUAGGCUCAAGACGUAUGCCACCUUUCCAGAAGCACCUCAGGAGGAGGCUUCUCUCAGCAAUAGGCUCAAGACGUAUGCCACCUUUCCAGAAGCACCUCAGGAGGAGGCUUCUCUCAGCAAUAGGCUCAAGACGUAUGCCACCUUUCCAGAAGCACCUCAGGAGGAGGCUUCUCUCAGCAAUAGGCUCAAGACGUAUGCCACCUUUCCAGAAACACCUCAGGAGGAGGCUUCUCUCAGCAAUAGGCUCAAGACGUAUGCCAACUUUCCAGAAACACCUCAGGAGGAGGCUUCUCUCAGCAAUAGGCUCAAGACGUAUGCCACCUUUCCAGAAACACCUCAGGAGGAGGCUUCUCUCAGCAAUAGGCUCAAGACGUAUGCCACCUUUCCAGAAGCACCUCAGGAGGAGGCUUCUCUCAGCAAUAGGCUCAAGACGUAUGCCACCUUUCCAGAAGCACCUCAGGAGGAGGCUUCUCUCAGCAAUAGGCUCAAGACGUAUGCCACCUUUCCAGAAACACCUCAGGAGGAGGCUUCUCUCAGCAAUAGGCUCAAGACGUAUGCCAACUUUCCAGAAACACCUCAGGAGGAGGCUUCUCUCAGCAAUAGGCUCAAGACGUAUGCCACCUUUCCAGAAACACCUCAGGAGGAGGCUUCUCUCAGCAAUAGGCUCAAGACGUAUGCCACCUUUCCAGAAGCACCUCAGGAGGAGGCUUCUCUCAGCAAUAGGCUCAAGACGUAUGCCACCUUUCCAGAAGCACCUCAGGAGGAGGCUUCUCUCAGCAAUAGGCUCAAGACGUAUGCCACCUUUCCAGAAGCACCUCAGGAGGAGGCUUCUCUCAGCAAUAGGCUCAAGACGUAUGCCACCUUUCCAGAAGCACCUCAGGAGGAGGCUUCUCUCAGCAAUAGGCUCAAGACGUAUGCCACCUUUCCAGAAGCACCUCAGGAGGAGGCUUCUCUCAGCAAUAGGCAACACCAGAGAUGCCCCGAGAACACUGUCCCAAGUCUAGAGGACCACCAACUUCAGCACAGCAACUCGAGGAAUGCUCUGUGUACCCCAAAUCGUCUCGAGAUGAGAGCUGAUUCCCUGCUUAGGCUCAAGACGUAUGCCACCUUUCCAGAAGCACCUCAGGAGGAGGCUUCUCUCAGCAAUAG
This is a messenger RNA of Rangifer tarandus platyrhynchus (Svalbard reindeer), 19850 nucleotides long. The record is from the annotation of a GenBank genome assembly. NCBI's taxonomy places the organism in Eukaryota, Metazoa, Chordata, Mammalia, Artiodactyla, Cervidae.